Bursaphelenchus xylophilus (pine wood nematode) is the source of this 679-nucleotide messenger RNA. The record is from the annotation of a GenBank genome assembly. Lineage: Eukaryota; Metazoa; Nematoda; Chromadorea; Rhabditida; Aphelenchoididae.
AUGGCCUCCACCCAAGAACUCGCUAUCAUCUACUCUGCCCUGAUCCUCCAAGACGAAGGCAUCGCCAUCUCCGCCGACAAGCUCCAGAAGCUCGUCGCCGCCGCUGGAGUCCAGAUCGAGCCCUUCUGGCCCGGACUUUACGCCAAGGCCCUCGAGGGUGUUGAUGUCAAUGUAAGUUCAUUUUCGAUUGAUUUUUGUUAAAUUUAGGGUGUAAAUAAUGGAUAAAUGGGUCAACUAAGGCAUGAUCUAGGUUUUUUCUUUUGGAUUGAGCAGAAAUUCGGGGUUUGCUAACUUUUUUGAGCUAAUAUUACCCAUGGCACAUGUUCCAUACCCUAUGUUGAUUUUCGGCUUGAGGGUUUCCUAAACUGUGCAAAAUUGAAUCCUCUGUAUGUUAACCGUACCCAGCGCCAAAUCCUGGAGUGCAUUGUUAACUUUGGAACAUUUCCCAUCUAAAGCAUCCUUAAAUUCACUGUUCUGAUAUAAAUUGUAAUAUCCUUUCUAUUUGCAGGAAUUGAUCAGCAACAUCUCGUCUGGAGCCGGAUCCGCCCCAGCUGCCGCUGCCCCAGCCGCCGGAGGAGCUGCCCCCGCCGAGGAGAAGAAGGACGAGGGAAAGAAGAAGAAGGAAGAGGUCAAGGAGGAGUCCGAGGAGGAAGACAUGGGCUUCGGUCUCUUCGACUAA